AUGCUACUACCCCAGAUAGCAGAUGAACUGGACGCUGACAUACUCAUACUGUGCGAGACAUACAGAAAACGGACAACACGGACUUGGUACACAAACGACGACGAGACGGUAGCUAUCUGGGUAAGGAGUGCUGCCCGUUCCCGGAUAACCGGCUGUGGCGCAGGGGAAGACCAUGUCUGGGUCAAGGUGGGCACUGUCACUUACGUCAGUGUUUACYUUACCCCAAACUGUGACGCGGCGGAGUUAGAAAGAAAUGUAGCGGCCCUCGAGGACGGAAUCAGGGAACUGCCUGUGGACCUGGUAGUCGCUGGGGACUUCAACUCGAGAGCGAUCGAGUGGGGCAUGACAGCGACGAACAAACGAGGACGGCUGCUUCUGGAGAUAGCCUCAAGGCUAGACCUAGAAGUAGCAAAUACAGGAAACACGCCGACAUACAGACGACCGGGAUAUGGUAGCUCUAUCCCAGACGUAACAAUGACAUCAGACAGACUGCUGACACAAGUAAGGCGAUGGCGGGUGAUCGAAGACUACACGGCCAGCGUCCACCAGUACAUCGCCUUUGAGGUAACAAGAAAGACAGCAACGGCACAGAAAAGACAACGACAACCUCAGCGGUGGAACACGAACAGAUUCGACACACAAAGGCUUUCGGAGGAACUGGCGGCAACGCCGGCCCCGAUCGCCAGCGUUCCCCCGGAUCUGACCGGUCGGAUCAGGGCGGAAAGACUUACAGACGAGACAGCUAAACUGACAGAAAGGCUGUGCGAAAGUACGAUGCCGAGAAAACACCUCAUACGAAACAGACAGCCACAAUACUGGUGGACGGACGAAAUCGCCGAACUGCGGAGGGGUUGMCUCGCAGCACGCAGAAGGGUUACAAGAGCCAAAGGCAGGCCUGAGAGAGAAGCACUCCAGGCAAAUUACAGAAAAGAAUUUAAAAGACUGACUAACGCUAUCCGAGACAGUAARACGAAGUGCUGGAGGACGCUCUGCGAGGAGGUGGACCGCGACCCGUGGGGUGCCGGUUACAAGAUAGUGACCGGCAAACUGGGGGCUCGGGAACCACCUGUACUYAAGGAURCGGAAUCCAUGCGACGCAUYGUGGACGGACUCUUCCCAACAMACCCGCUGCGAACAGAWACGACAGACGAAGACRRGAYAGCRGCGGUUGACGCSUUCACAGCUUAG
Messenger RNA from Polistes dominula (European paper wasp), 1188 nucleotides. RefSeq lists its product as uncharacterized. NCBI's taxonomy places the organism in Eukaryota, Metazoa, Arthropoda, Insecta, Hymenoptera, Vespidae. The record is from RefSeq and is a predicted model, not a curated record. Gene Ontology annotation, molecular function: catalytic activity.